Abrus precatorius (Indian licorice) is the source of this 1329-nucleotide messenger RNA. RefSeq names its product scarecrow-like protein 3. Gene Ontology annotation, biological process: regulation of DNA-templated transcription. NCBI's taxonomy places the organism in Eukaryota, Viridiplantae, Streptophyta, Magnoliopsida, Fabales, Fabaceae. Bases 1 to 1329 code for a protein of 442 amino acids. Gene Ontology annotation, molecular function: sequence-specific DNA binding; DNA-binding transcription factor activity. The record is from RefSeq and is a predicted model, not a curated record. The transcript has 2 exons. Gene Ontology annotation, cellular component: nucleus.
AUGGACUCAGGUUCACCAUACCAGUGGAUGAGGGAGCUGAGAUGGGACUCUCAUGGCUUAAAUCCAAUAAGCCUUCUUAUAGACUGUGCUAAAUGUGUAGCAUCAGGAAGCAUCAAGAAUGCGGAUAUUGGGCUUGAGUACAUUUCUCAGAUUUCAUCUCCUGAUGGCAAUGCUGUGGAAAGAAUGGUCACUUAUUUCAGUGAAGCACUUGGUUAUAGGAUAAUCAAACAUUUGCCUGGUGUAUAUAAAUCUCUUUAUUCCUCAAAAACAUCACUGUCUUCGGAAGACAUCCUAGUUCAAAAGUACUUCUAUGAAUUGUGUCCCUUUCUCAAGUUUUCAUACAUGAUGACAAACCAAGCCAUUGUUGAAGCCAUGGAAUGUGAACAGGUGGUUCACAUUAUUGAUCUCCAUUGUUGUGAGCCUGCUCAAUGGAUAGACCUUUUACUAACAUUAAAGAACCGUCGAGGAGGUCCACCCCAUUUGAAAAUCACAGGCAUCCAUGAAAAGAAGCAAGUUUUAGACCAAAUGAGCUUACAUUUGAUCACUGAAGCUGGGAAUUUGGAUUUUCCUCUACAAUUCUAUCCAAUUGUUAGCAAAUUGGAAGAUGUUGACUUUGAAAACUUGCCAGUGAAAAUAGGAGAUGCUCUUGCAAUCACUUGUGUUCUUCAGCUGCAUUCUCUUCUUGCUACUGAUGAUGAAAUGGUUGGGAGGGUCUCACCAGCCGCGGCAGCAUCGAUGAAUCUGCACAGAGCAGUGCACAUGGGCCAGAGGACUUUUGCAGAGUGGCUUGAGAGAGAUAUGAUCAAUGCAUAUAUAUUGAGUCCUGAUUCUGCUUUGUCACCUCUUUCCUUAGGUGCCUCACCUAAGAUGGGAAUGUUCCUUAGCUCUAUGCGAAAACUCCAACCAAAGCUGAUGGUGAUUACUGAACAAGAAUCAAAUCUUAAUGGAUCCAAUUUGAUGGAAAGAAUUGAUAGAGCACUGUACUUUUACAGUGCAUUGUUUGAUUGCUUGGACUCUACUGUUGUGAGAACAUCAUUAGAGAGACAAAAACUUGAGAGCAUGCUUCUUGGGGAGCAGAUAAAGAACAUUAUUGCUUGUGAGGGAGUUGAUAGAAAGGAGAGGCAUGAGAAACUCGAGAAAUGGAUUCCGAGGCUUGAAAUGGCUGGUUUUGUUAAGGUUCCUUUGAGCUAUAAUGGAAGGAUUGAAGCAAAGAAUCUGUUGCAUAGAUAUAGUCAUAAAUACAAAUUUCGAGAAGAGAAUGAUUGUUUACUUGUGUGCUGGAGUGACAGACCACUAUUUUCAGUGUCAGCUUGGAGUUUUAGGAGGUGA